AUGGCGGUAGACUCCUUACUGACAUCUCCUUCGUCGCUGAGAUUCUCCGAUUUCAUCUCUUCCUUUUCCCAAAACACCAACCAAAAAUGGCUUCGCUUCUCACCCAAACCCAGCUCCUUGAAGAUAACCUGCGGUGCGAUUUCUUCGAAGAGGAAACUCGCUGAGAGAGAGAGCGCGGAGAGGGAGAACAGAGUCCUCGUACGGAAUCUAAUGUCGAGGAUCAGCGACAGAGAGCCGCUUAUCAAGACGCUUGACAAGUACGUGAAGGUUGUAAGAUGUGAGCAUUGCUUCUUGCUCUUCGAAGAGCUUGGUAAGAGCGACAAGUGGCUCCAAUGCCUCGAGGUGUUUAGGUGGAUGCAGAAACAGCGCUGGUAUAUAGCAGAUAAUGGAGUAUACUCUAAAUUGAUCUCUGUAAUGGGGAAGAAGGGACAAACCCGAAUGGCAAUGUGGCUCUUCUCCGAGAUGAAGAACAGUGGCUGUCGUCCUGAUGCUUCGGUUUACAACGCUCUCAUAACGGCUCAUCUUCAUACACGGGACAAGGCAAAGGCUCUGGAGAAAGUCCGUGGUUACUUCGACAAAAUGAAAGGCAUGGAGCGUUGUCAACCCAACGUUGUGACUUAUAAUAUUCUGCUAAGGGCUUUUGCUCAAUCGGGUAAAGUUGAACAAGUGAAAGCUCUGUUUAAAGACUUGGAUAUGAGUGCAGUGUCUCCAGACGUUUAUACAUUUAAUGGUGUGAUGGAUGCGUAUGGGAAAAACGGGAUGAUCAAGGAGAUGGAAUCUGUGCUUACUCGUAUGAGGAGUAACGAGUGCAAGCCAGAUAUCAUCACUUUUAAUCUUCUUAUUGAUUCUUAUGGUAAGAAGCAGGAGUUUGAGAAGAUGGAGCAGACUUUCAAGAGUUUGAUAAGGUCCAAGGAGAAGCCCACUCUUCCUACUUUCAACUCAAUGAUUAUAAAUUAUGGGAAAGCUCGCCUGAGAGAUAAGGCUGAAUGGGUUUUCGAGAAGAUGAUUGAUAUGAACUACACGCCGAGUUUUAUCACUUAUGAGUGCAUGAUCAUGAUGUAUGGUUACUGUGGUUGUGUUUCCAGAGCAAGGGAAAUGUUUGAGGAGGUUGCUGAAUCGGAGAGGGUGUUGAAGGCAUCAACACUCAAUGCCAUGCUUGAUGUUUACUGUCUUAAUGGUCUACACAUGGAAGCAGAUAAGCUUUUCCAUAACGCGAGCGAUUUUCGGGUUCAUCCAGAUUCAUCAACGUAUAAGCUUUUAUAUAAGGCGUAUACUAAGGCAGAUAUGAAGGAGCAUGUGCAGAUGCUGAUGAAGAAAAUGGAGAAAGAUGGAAUUGUACCUAAUAAGAGAUUCUUCUUGGAAGCACUUGAAGCUUUUGGGUCAAGAUUACCUGGUUCGGAUUCUGUGAAAAGGAAAUCAACUGAAUCGACCAAGUCAGGAGAUGACUUGGUGGAAAGCAAUUGA
Messenger RNA from Eruca vesicaria subsp. sativa (arugula), 1464 nucleotides. The record is from the annotation of a GenBank genome assembly. Lineage: Eukaryota; Viridiplantae; Streptophyta; Magnoliopsida; Brassicales; Brassicaceae.